Molecule: messenger RNA, 585 nt
Organism: Pteronotus mesoamericanus
Lineage: Eukaryota; Metazoa; Chordata; Mammalia; Chiroptera; Mormoopidae
Product: methyl-CpG-binding domain protein 3-like 1
Exons: 1
Coding region: 1-585 (194 amino acids)
Source: RefSeq, a predicted model, not a curated record
AUGAUGGUCAAGACUUCACAGAGGAAGCAUCGUGACUGGGUAAACCAAUCUAAGCCAAAGCCUGGUUUAAGCAUCUCCAUCCCUUUGAGGAUGUCCAGUUACAUAUUCAAGAGGCCAGUUACGAAAAUCACAUCCCACCCAGGCAAUGAGGUCAGAUACCAUCACUGGGAGGAAACCUUGGACAAGCCCCAACAGCUGUGCUGGCAGAAGAGGCUUCAAGGGCUCCAGGCCUGUAGCAGCACAGGACAACUCUUAAGUCCCUUCGAUCUUACCAAAGCCUUGCAAAAACUUGUGCCUAACCGCACAGGUGAGUCCCUGCCAGGUGUCCUCGCAGGUAGUCCUCAUGGCAGCUCCAUGGCCAACUCUGCUGGGUCCUCACAUUUGGCAAAGAUGAUUCCAGGAGCUGGUCUGGGUAACCCACAGAUCCCCUGCAAACAAUUCCUGGUAACUGAGAAAGAUAUCAGAAAACAGGAAAGGAAAAUGAAGAUGGCAAGAGAGAGACUGGCGAUAGCUUUGAUUGCAGACAGGCUUGCUAGUGAGGCAGAAAAAAUGAGGGACCAAGAAGGGCAACCUGAAAAACCCUAG